This is a messenger RNA of Phlebotomus papatasi, 605 nucleotides long. RefSeq lists its product as uncharacterized. The record is from RefSeq and is a predicted model, not a curated record. The coding region runs from base 125 to 418 and encodes 97 amino acids. The transcript is spliced from 2 exons. NCBI's taxonomy places the organism in Eukaryota, Metazoa, Arthropoda, Insecta, Diptera, Psychodidae.
UCGAAGUUUGUGUUUAGAGUUCGUGUAGGUGUGCAAAAAGUCAAAACAAAGUGGAAUCUUGCAGGAUUUUUGCUAGUUUUCUUCCAAUAUCCGUAGUUUUAGUCAAGAUUUUGUGAUUUCGAGCAUGACUCCAUUCGAUGAUUUUGCCUACCUGCUCAAUCUGAGUGAGAAUCCGACAAUUGAAGAUUUCAUCCUUCUGACGGGGACAAUCGUAGCUCUAGUGGCUUUCAUACUGUGGUGUUGCUUUCCCACAGUUCCCAGCCAGUCACAGCCAGCUAAAGACAACUUUGGUCAUGGCUUCUCCUGCAAUCGCUCUGCCCAGCAUUCUUCCCCGAGUCACCAGCAACAGUCCACAUACAGCAAGGACGCCUACUAUUCUGGAAUAAACUCGAGAAAUUCUUACCAUUAUUGCUCUUAAAGAACCAACUACUGGUGAUCACCUUCAUUCCCAUGGAUGUGAAAUUUAAAGAGAAAAGACAUGCUAUUUUCUUCUUAUAUUUACACUUAUGAUCUCUCUAUCUAGUCGAAAAAUAUGUAAUCUAUUGUAAUUCGAUAUUUGUGUGCAAUGUGAAUAAUUAAAAAAGAAUAUUUCAAUAAGAAAAAAA